UGGCCGGGUAAAUACAGCUAUUGUUCCGGUAACAGACAAUCCCCAGUAGAUAUAGACGAUAGAAACAUCAUCUAUACACCGAACCUCAAACAGUUUUCAUUUACUGGAUUCAAUGGUUUUAACACAGCUUUUACUGUUAAAAACAACGGUCAUACAGCCAGUAUUCGGGUCAGCGGUAACAUGAGUGUGAGUGGGGGAGGGUUUGGUGAUGUUUACAACACAGCCGAGAUCCAUUUUCACUGGGGUAGCAACGAUAGGGACGGCUCAGAACAUGCCAUCAACGGACGGAAAUAUCCAUUGGAGAUGCAUAUAGUAAACUAUGCUACCAAAUAUGGAGAUUUAAAAAACGCCAUGCAGUAUCGAGAUGGUUUGGGUGUUCUAGGAGUUUUAUUUGAUAUUGGGGUAAGUACAUUUGAACAAAACUUUGAAUCUUUUUCAUCUGCGAAGUAUGGUUUUAAAGAAGAUAUUGUAUUUGUUUCAGGAACCUCAGCACCACUGCCUACUAUUAACGUUCGUCAGCUACUUCCCGUUAAUGCUGGGAACUACUUCCGGUAUUAUGGAAGCCUGACGACCCCACCGUGUUACCAGAGUGUACUAUGGACUAUAUUUGAACAGAGGCAGACUAUCUCUCCCAAUCAGGUAAGGGAUCAUUUUUGGUCGCCCAACGCUGUCAUUUUUGGUGAAGCUCUCAUCGACAACUUCCGGCCUCUUCAACCAAUGUUUGGUAGAAUCAUCAACACCAACAUCAAA
Messenger RNA from Lottia gigantea (owl limpet), 750 nucleotides. RefSeq lists its product as hypothetical. Gene Ontology annotation, cellular component: plasma membrane. The transcript has 5 exons. The record is from RefSeq and is a predicted model, not a curated record. NCBI's taxonomy places the organism in Eukaryota, Metazoa, Mollusca, Gastropoda, Lottiidae. Gene Ontology annotation, molecular function: carbonate dehydratase activity; zinc ion binding. The annotation marks the transcript as partial.